Messenger RNA from Drosophila innubila, 910 nucleotides. RefSeq names its product DNA-directed RNA polymerase III subunit RPC8 (gene Polr3H). The record is from RefSeq and is a predicted model, not a curated record. The transcript has 3 exons. Gene Ontology annotation, cellular component: RNA polymerase III complex. The coding region runs from base 88 to 825 and encodes 245 amino acids. Lineage: Eukaryota; Metazoa; Arthropoda; Insecta; Diptera; Drosophilidae. Gene Ontology annotation, biological process: DNA-templated transcription; transcription initiation at RNA polymerase III promoter.
ACAAAAAUAAAUAACUAUAAAUUAAGAAUUCCAGCUCAGUAUAUGACAGAUUGAGAUAAUAAAAAGGAAGUAGAUGAAUAUUAAAUUAUGUUUGUGCUGGCGGAACUUAAAGAUAACGUUCGCAUUGGACCAGACCAAUUUAACUUGAAGCUUGUCGAUGCGGUGCGCGAUGAAAUAGACCGAAAAUUAGCAAAUAAGGUGCUGCUUAAUGUUGGCCUGUGCAUAGCCCUCAAGGAGAUUGUCUCGCUGAAGGACUCAAUUAUUUUGCCCGGCGAUGGAGCCUCUCACACGGAAGUUCUGUUUCGCUAUGUGGUGUUCCGGCCCAUGGUUGGCACCGUUUUGACGGGUAAAAUACGUAACUGCAGCCGUGACGGAGUGCACGUCACAUUAGGCUUCUUCGAUGACAUACUUAUACCACAUGCGGCACUGCAGCAUCCGUCACGCUUUGACGAGGCGGAACAGGCGUGGGUAUGGGAAUACCCGUUGGAGGAUGGAGCCAAGCAUGAUCUCUUUAUGGAUGUGGGAGAGCCGAUCAAGUUCCGUGUGUCCCGCGAAAUAUUCGAAGAGACAUCGCCGAUAGGGCCACCCAAAGCGGAGGGUCAAGUGUCGCAGAAUGCCAGCACUUCAGCAGCGGCAGCGGCGACAGCAGCAUCGCAGGAAGUGAAGGCGCCCUAUAAAAUUAUUGGAGCUAUUAACGAGUCGGGACUGGGGGUACUUUCCUGGUGGGAUCAGCAGGUGAAGGAAGAUGAUUUGGAUGACGAAGACGGUGAGGAUAAUACGGAAUAUGACAAUGAUGAGGAUGGCGAAGGCGCCUGUGAGGAAUAACAGCAAAAUCGAAAAAUGUUCUUGUAAAUAUAGUCGAAUAACAAAUUUAGAAUAAGAAACGUUAAAUACAUCUUUUAAAUAAUAA